GAUGAUUGAACCUCCAAUAACAAUUUUAUUAAUUGGACAAACUGGAAGCGGAAAGUCCACAAUCGCAAAUGUAAUCAGUGAUACCAAUAAUUUCAAAGAAAGUGAAUACGGUGUUGAGAGAGAAGUAUUGACAAAAAUUGCCGAUGCCGCCGAUAUGGUCAGAGACGGGUUAAACCAAAUUUUCUUCGUCACGAGUGGUCGGUUCACUGAAACGGAAGUUCAAGUGUAUACUUUACUCCGAACAGUCUUCUUCGCCGAAGACAUGGGGAAAUACACAACGAUUGUUCGAACAAAGUUUCCGAGUUUCAGAAACAUUUCUAAAUGCAAGAAGGAUGAACAAAGAAUGAUCGAUGAAAACGAAGAUGUUGCAGAGAUCAUUAAAAACUGCAAGAGCUUUAUUCACGUCAAUAAUCUGACUGAAGAAGAAGAACCUCGGUCAUCCUCAAGGGAUGAAUGUAGAUCUAUAUUGAGAAAACAUCUUAUUUAUAAUUGCAAAGAGAUUUAUAGACCAAGAAAUUUAAAUGAAUUAAAUGAGAGAAUUAAAAAUCAUAUUACUGAUAAAAAGCAGAUGCGAGAGGAGAUCGAUAAUAUCAAGGAGCGAUUGAACCAAUCCGAAGCAAACGCGAAAAAAGCAACCGAUGAGGCGAAUGAAUUAGAAGACAAAUUACAACUCGAAUUUAAGAACCAGUUACAUGAAAAAGAAAUAUCCAUGCAAAAUCAGAACGAAAAAAUUAUCCAAAUUAUAGUCGAUCAAAUGAAUUCUAAACUUGAGGAGAUUAAAGAAAGGGAUAUUUUAGUAAUUAAUCAAUUAAACAAACAGAUUAACGAACAACAAUCUAGGUACGACCAAAUGCUUGCCAGACAAAAAUCUUAUUAUGAAGAUAUAAUAAAAAGAGAAAAAGACGAACAAAGAGAAAAAGACGAACAAAGAGAAAAAGACGAACAAAGAGAAAAAGACGAACAAAGAAAAAAAGACGAACAAAGAGAAAGAAACGAACAAAGAUCAAACUGCUAUAUAUUAUGA
Messenger RNA from Ambispora gerdemannii, 1024 nucleotides. The record is from the annotation of a GenBank genome assembly. NCBI's taxonomy places the organism in Eukaryota, Fungi, Glomeromycota, Glomeromycetes, Archaeosporales, Ambisporaceae.